This is a messenger RNA of Acanthosepion pharaonis, 1035 nucleotides long. The record is from the annotation of a GenBank genome assembly. Lineage: Eukaryota; Metazoa; Mollusca; Cephalopoda; Sepiida; Sepiidae.
AUGUCUUUAAUUCUUUCUUUCUGUAAUUCUUUCAUUAUUUGUUUCUUUUUUUUUCAUUAUUUCUUUCAUUUUUCUUUGUUUAAUUCUUUCUUUCUUUUUCCUUCCUUCUUUUUUUUUCUUUUUCUAUGGAUUUCAAUUCUUUUUCUCUCAUAUUUUAGAUUUUUUUUAAAUUUCUUUAUUUCUUUGUCUUUCUUUUUCGUUCUAUCUUUCCUUCUUGCUUGCUUUCUUCCUUCCUUCCUUUAUUUCUUUGUCUUUCUUUUUCGUUCUAUCUUUCCUUCUUGCUUGCUUUCUUCCUUCCUUCCUUUAUUUCUUUGUCUUUCUUUUUCGUUCUAUCUUUCCUUCUUGCUUGCUUUCUUCCUUCCUUUCUUUAUUUCUUCUAACUCACUGGUCAGGCGACAUUUCUUUCUUUCUUUCUUUCUUUCUUUCUUUCUUUCCACUGAGAAACUGAUCUUACUUUCAUAUACUAAUCACCUUUUUCACCGGCUUAGUCUAUUUUCUUCCUUCCAUUCGUCUUUUUUUUUUCUUUUCGGAUUAUCCUUCUUUUUUUUUUCUUACUUUAAAUCACAAUUUUUCUUUCAAUUUUACUUUCCGCCAUUUUCAUUCAUUUUGAUGUUCUUAACAUUCACUCCGAGAUUGCUUCUUUUCAUCUCUUACACUUUUUUUCUUGUAACAUUUCUCUAUUUCUUUAUCUUUCUUUCUUUCUUUCUUUCUUUCUUUCUUUCUUUCUUUCUUUCUUUCUACUAUUCUUGUAACAUUUCUUUAAUUCUUUGUCUUUCUUUCUUUCUUUCUUUCUUUCUUUCUUUCUUUCUUUCUUUCUUCUGCCUCACUUGGCUUAAUUUUUUCUCGUGUUGGAUUUUUUUAACACGUUCUUUCCCUUUUCAUACACGCACUCACACACUCUCUUUAUCUCUUUAUCUAUCUAUCUAUCUAUCUAUCUAUCUAUUUAUCUCUCUCUCUCUCUCUCUCUCUCUCUCUAUCUAUCUAUCUAUCUAUAUAUAUAUAUAUAUAUAUAUAUAUAUAUCCCAAGACCUCUAG